Molecule: messenger RNA, 2469 nt
Organism: Humulus lupulus (European hop)
Lineage: Eukaryota; Viridiplantae; Streptophyta; Magnoliopsida; Rosales; Cannabaceae
Product: G-type lectin S-receptor-like serine/threonine-protein kinase SD1-1
Exons: 7
Coding region: 117-2045 (642 amino acids)
Biological process (GO): protein phosphorylation
Molecular function (GO): protein kinase activity; ATP binding; polysaccharide binding
Source: RefSeq, a predicted model, not a curated record
AUUUACGUUGAGAAGAAGAAAAGUAGUAGCAGAACAUAUUUGCUUUAUUUUCAGAAUCAUCAUCAAAACUCGAUUCCCAUCUUCAUGAGAGCUCAACAAGGUUCUAGCAGCACACCAUGGACCUUCUCUUGAAACCCCUUGUCCUUAUCAUCUUCUUGGUAGUCUGGUCCAAUACUUUCCAUUCAUAUCAGGGCCAACAAUUACAAGAAGAAGAUGAUGAUAAAUUCGCAGCCUGCAGUGUUCCGUACGAGUGCAGCGGCCACAUAAAAGAGCUUUAUUUCCCGUUCUGGGGAGCCAACCGACCCAGCUACUGUGGCUACCCGGACUUCAAAGUUUCCUGUGACCCCCAAAACCGCUCUGUUUUCAAACUCAAUGAUAUCGAGUACAUCAUAUACAAUAUCAGUCACAUGGCAGUAACAGCGGCGAGAUUGGAUCUGUUGGAGGGUCCUUGUUCUGGGAAAGUUAACUUUGCGAACGGCAGUUGGACUUUCCAAUUAUACGAUGUUCCCAUUUAUUUCCCUCCAGAGAUAGAAAAUGUCACUUUGUUCUAUGGUUGCCAAAAUUCAGAUAAUUUGGAAUGGUUCGGGGAGAACAAGUUUUCGUGCCCCGAUCAAAUUAGCGGGAGUAAAACUGUUUAUUAUGCGAACGAUUCUUUGCUGGAAACUGUGAAGCCCGAACCCGGGGCGUCGGAGUGGGAGUCGUGUAAAAUCUCUGGAGUUCUCGUGUACAAGGACGCUCUUAAUGAAAGCCCGGCAAGCCUUGCCGGAGAUGCAGGGCAGAGAUUUGGUGAUGCUUGGAAGAAAGGCUUUGAAGUAGUUUUUCCUGAACCCACCUUAUGUAAAGGAUGCAUGGAUUCUGACGGCAGAUGUGGCUUCGACAAAAAUGAUAGUCAGAAUUUUAGGUGCUUUUGUCCAAGGGGCUAUAAACAACAAGCAUCGUAUUGUGAAAGUCCUGCAAGAACUGACCGUAAGGCUAAGGUGGAGAGAGCAAUUAAAAUGAUAGCUAUCCUACUCGUUGUUGGAUUAGCUGGUGUGUUGAUUUUAAUUGGCUUUUACAUUCACAGGAGGAGAUACAUUAAUGACAGAAAUGUAAUUAUUAGUACUACCACUAAUAAUUUUUUCAAGAGAAACGAAAGCGAAGAUGAAGACUUGGAGCUUCCAUUGUUCGAUCUACAUACUAUUAACACUGCCACUAAUAAUUUUUCUGAAAGCAACAAGCUUGGAGAGGGUGGUUUUGGACCUGUAUACAAAGGUGUGCUGGAAGGAGGACAAGAAAUUGCUGUGAAGAGGCUAUCAAUGUGGUCUAGACAAGGAAUUAGUGAAAUCAAAAAUGAAAUUAAACUAAUUGCUAAGCUUCAACAUCGGAAUUUGAUAAAAGUAAGUGGUUAUUGCAUUCAUAGUGAAGAGAAGCUAUUGAUUUAUGAGUACAUGCCCAACAAAAGCCUUGACUAUUUCAUAUUUGAUGAAAGGCAAAGCAUGUUGUUGGAAUGGCAUAAGCAUUUCCAAAUUGUAAAUGGAAUUGCUAAAGGGAUUCUCUAUCUACAUCACGAUUCUAGGUUGAGAAUUAUACAUCGAGAUCUGAAAGCUAGUAAUGUGUUACUUGAUAAAGAGAUGAAUCCUAAAAUUUCAGAUUUUGGCUUAGCUAAAAGUUUUGGUGGAGAUCAAAUGGAAGGAAACACAAACAAAGUAGUAGGAACUUAUGGUUAUAUGGCGCCAGAAUAUGCUUUCAAUGGCUUAUUCUCAAUAAAAUCUGAUGUAUUUAGCUUUGGCGUAUUGAUGCUAGAGAUAGUAAGUGGAAAGAAAAGCAAAAGCUUCGACGAUGAAAAUAGCGGUCUUAAUCUUAUUGGAUUGGCAUGGACUUUGAUGAAUGAAGGCAAUGCAUUUAAGCUUAUUGACAAGUGCUUGUUAAGAGAUCCACACAACAACAUGGAAGAAGCAUUGCACUGCAUCCACAUUGGUCUCUUAUGUGUGCAACAAAAGCCUACUGAUAGGCCUGAUAUGUCUUAUGUUAUUCUAAUGUUGAGUGGUGAGAGAGUGUUGCCUUAGCCCAAGCUACCGGGCUAUUUUAUUAACGCAGAUUUGGGGGAAAGAGAUCAGUUCUUCUCUGUUAAGCCCUCAUCAUGUAAUACAAGCAUAACAACUGUCGAGGCACGAUGAGAAUUCAUACAACAAAUUAGAGUUUGCCAUGUAAUUUUUGAGACCUUUUAAUUAUUACAAUUUUUUAUUAUUUGGUUCAUAGUUGUAAUGAUCAUUGGUAUUAUUAGUCUAUGUAGUAUAUGAAUCUAAGCCAGAAUUUUUUAGGUAGUUCUUGAAUUCCUAGAAUAUGUUCUUGGACAUUUUUUGGAUUGAGAAAUUUAUUAUAAGCCAUUUGCCUAGUGGUGAGGCAACAUAGCAUAAGAAACUUAUACAUCUUGUUUAAUAUCAAUCUGUCUCAUUUUGAAGUUGAAAUAACACCCUUUUAUCAGGAACA